GUCACCUUGGCAACCGGGCUCCAUCAGAUUCCUUCCGAAGAGAGAGACGCACACAUACACACACACUCACACACACACACACAUAUAUAUAUUUAUACAUAUAUCCUAACAGGAGCACCUCAUACUACACAUCUGCUCUGUGACCAUCUUUGGGUGAGAGAUAUUCCUCACGGUUUAGCUGUGCCUGAGACAAUGGUGCAGCUAGGGGUUAAUCUGGCAGAUAAAGGUGACAAUGAACAAGGUUUGGAUGAGGACAAGGUGCCCUUGAUAACACCUCUCGAUGUUGACCAAUUGGAGCAACCAUUUCCUGAAAAGUUGAUUGUAAAGACUCGGACAGAAUAUCAGCUGCAGCAGAAAAAAAAGAGGAAGAUCCAUGUGCCAGGGAUUAAACGACUAAACAUAAACCUGUAUGAUGAGGUCUCUGAAAAGGUCAAGCUGACUGGUCUGAUCCUGAUCACCAUGGUUUUUCUGGCUUGUCUUCUGAUGCUGGUGAUGUACAAGGCUCUGUGGUAUGAACAGCUCACUUGUCCUGAAGGUUUCAUUUUCAAGCACAAGCAUUGCUCUCCUACAGACCUGGAAAUGUAUUAUUCCCAGCAAGAAGCAGGACCACAUGGCACCCUAUACACAGCAAUCACACAGGCCAAGAAGACUCUUCCAGAACUGCCUUCUCCCUGGCUGCCGGUCAUCAAUGCCCUAAAGGAGGCAGAAAAAGCCAAAAGAGAGAUGGGGGCAGCACAGCAGUGAGUUAAUAUAGCUAAGGAAGGGGGGAAAUCUGUGAGAUCAAGGAAGAUUUAAGGAAGAAGGUUGGCUUUUGGAAGAGCUGGAAGUUUUCCCUAUCACCAUGCACUACUUUGCCUGAAACAUCUUCAUGUAAAAAAUAAAAAUUAGUCCCAGUUAGCAAGGUGUCGGAGAUGCAAUAAAGUUAACACACUUAAUAUUUUGCAGAUUGUCUUUUGUGGGUCUGGGUUUCCAUAAAAAUACUACUCAUUGUUACAGAGAGGGAACUAAGCAGAACUGGAGAAAAAAGUAAAAGAAAAAACGUAGACAAAUCAUGUUACCAAGAUUAAAAGAUACCAUGGACAAGUCAUAAGAAACAGAGUGAUAUCCCAAACAACUCUGUGCAGCACUUUAAGGACAGUCAGUAUGGUACUCAUUUUUGCUGUACGCUCAUAAUCUUUAGAAUACAUUUUCACUUUCUCAAUGCAGUUAUUUCCAUGUAUUGCUUUUAACUAUCUUUUAUUAUAGUCACCAUAUUUUUGCUUGUUAAAAUGAUGGACUAUGCUUAAAUGGGAUUUGCCACUUGAAAACAGAAGUGAACCCCCCCAUCAAGACCAUCAGUAUAAUACCUUUUCAUUAUACUGAUAAACUUAAGCUGAUAAUUACCAAGAUGAUGUAAUAUUUGGGUCUGAUUUGCUACUGUGUAAGGUUAAGGACAGUGAAUUAAACACAAGCAUCCAAGUAUGUGCAAGAGAAAUUUAAAAAUAUAGGAGCCUUUUCUGCACGUGUUUGGAUAUUUGAAUUGCACCAUUUCAGUUCAUUUCACAUUAUACGUUAAUAAAUGAGGCACGCGGAGUCUGCCAAGUCAACAUAAACUAUAUCAGGGCAUGGGUCCCAUGGGUGUUGUAACUUGAACAGUAUGAGGGUAAGAGACCCUUCAUGUUGCUAUUUGGAGAGGAUGUUAUCCGUUUUAAGCGUAAAGUGGGAAAAAAAUUCAUAUUGUAUUGUGAAAUCAUGGCAUAUCAUUUGUAUGCUACAUUAAAUAUAUUACUUUUAACUGUA
Rana temporaria (common frog) is the source of this 1779-nucleotide messenger RNA. RefSeq names its product calcyon neuron specific vesicular protein (gene CALY). The coding region runs from base 193 to 744 and encodes 183 amino acids. NCBI's taxonomy places the organism in Eukaryota, Metazoa, Chordata, Amphibia, Anura, Ranidae. The transcript is spliced from 5 exons. Gene Ontology annotation, biological process: clathrin coat assembly; endosomal transport; G protein-coupled dopamine receptor signaling pathway. The record is from RefSeq and is a predicted model, not a curated record. Gene Ontology annotation, cellular component: endosome; membrane. Gene Ontology annotation, molecular function: clathrin light chain binding.